ACUCCAAUUCAUUUGGCUCCAACUUAUAAAAUCAACUUUGAAUUCUUGGAUAUGAUUCUAAAGUUUGGUGGUAAUCCAUUUAUGGUCGAUUAUAAUGGAAUGGGCUUGGGCCACUUUUGUGUAGAGCAAAAGAACGUCUCUAUGUUGGUUCAUUUGGUUUCAAAAUAUCCAGAAAUACUAUUUCAACGUGAUAAAUGUGGUCUCUAUCCUAUUCAUUACUCUGCUUUUGACGCAGAAUGCAAGAUGAUAGAUGUAAUGCUAGAUUUCCAAAGACAAAUGAACAAAAGAGAUACAAAGGCCAUCGAUAUGUUCCUAUUCCGUGACUCUAAUGGUCUUACACCUCUUCAUUGGGCAUCCAGCUUGGGUAAUCUUGCAGUCUGUAAGAAAAUUAUUGCAUACAGUACCAAAACUUUAAAUUCAAAAGAUUUAGAAGGUGAAACUCCAAUUUUCAAGGCCUUCAGAUCAAAUAGAGUCGAGUGUCUUCAAUUCUUUUGUAGUUUACAAAUAAUAGAUAAAACUAUUAAAAACUAUAAAGGUGAAGCUAUACAACCACCAGCCACCAAAUUUUUUACAGAGUUUAAUACCUUUUCACAAUUAUUAAUCAAAAAUUAACUGGGUCAAAUAUAUGUCAGAACAACAUAUUGGUGUGAGUAUCGAUGUUGAAGCUAAGGCUGUCACCAAAGGUUUUUCCAAUACAACCCCAACUGCGCAAUUCUUGCAUGUCUGAUUUCCUUGCUUCUGUCGAGCUCUCUUGGUUAAUUUUUUAGAUUAAAUAAUUAUUUUUAAAAAUUAAUUAUUAAUAAAUCGAAAUUUCUUUUUCUUUUUUUUAUUCAUC
Messenger RNA from Dictyostelium purpureum, 835 nucleotides. RefSeq lists its product as uncharacterized. Bases 52 to 612 code for a protein of 186 amino acids. Lineage: Eukaryota; Evosea; Eumycetozoa; Dictyosteliales; Dictyosteliaceae. Gene Ontology annotation, molecular function: protein binding. The transcript has a single exon. The record is from RefSeq and is a predicted model, not a curated record.